Molecule: messenger RNA, 741 nt
Organism: Letharia lupina
Lineage: Eukaryota; Fungi; Ascomycota; Lecanoromycetes; Lecanorales; Parmeliaceae
Exons: 7
Coding region: 1-741 (246 amino acids)
Molecular function (GO): hydrolase activity
Source: RefSeq, a predicted model, not a curated record
AUGUCUCUCCCUAGCAAGGCAUGCUGCAACAUACCGCCCGUCGAGGUGGAUUACACGCCCAAAGGAAGCGAUAUCAAGAUUCAGGGAAUGAAAACCUACAAGACUGGCUCACCAAGCGCUACUACCGCCAUCCUCCUUAUUGGUGAUGUCUUCGGCAAUGUAGCGCAAGUUCUCCAGGGUGCCGAUCUCCUUGCCUACGGCGGCGAAAGCUCCCACCAAUACCAAGUCUUUGUUCCGGACUUCUUACGGGGCCAGUAUGCCAGUCAUACCUGGUUUCCACCGGACACAGAAGAAAAGCAGAAGGCCAUUGGCGCGUACUUCGGAGGCCAUGCGAAUUUCGGAACGGCCAAGGAGAAGAUUCCCGCCGUCAUCAAGGAAAUCGAGCAGGAGACAAAGGGCACAAUCACCAAAUGGGCAGCUGUCGGGCUUUGCUGGGGUGGAAAAGUUGCAACUUUGGCUGCUGGCUCGGACACGCCUUUCGUGGCUGCUGUGUCCGCCCAUCCUGCACUGGUAGACCCUAAGGACGGUCCAUCCGUUACGAUUCCGUAUUGUCUACUCCCGUCCAUGCACGAGGACAAAGAUAAGGUCAAGGCAUUCGCGGAUGCUAUCAAUGUCGAAAAGUAUGUUGAGACUUUCGAUGAUAUGCCGCAUGGCUGGAUGGCGGCACGUGCCGACCUCAACGAUCCAACAGCCAAAGAGGGAUACAAGCGUGGCUAUGAGACGGCGCUGAACUUCUUGUAA